This is a messenger RNA of Oldenlandia corymbosa var. corymbosa, 636 nucleotides long. Lineage: Eukaryota; Viridiplantae; Streptophyta; Magnoliopsida; Gentianales; Rubiaceae. The record is from the annotation of a GenBank genome assembly.
AUGAGGAAUUCGAUUAAGGAUGAAACGUGGAAGAACUUGGAAGACGAAAUCCUGAAGGCAGGAGUAAUGAAAUACGGCACGAAUGAUUGGUACCGAAUCGCAUCCCUCCUCCACGGCAGAGCUCCAAGGAAAUGUAAAGCUCGAUGGGAAGAGUGGAUUCAUCCUUCCAUCAUAAGGACUGGAAUCUGGUCAAGAGAAGAAGAUGAAAAACUCCUGCAUCUUUCCAAAUUGAUGCCAUCACAAUGGACAACAAUUGCCCCGAUUGUGGGUCACACAGCAUCUGAAUGUCUACAUCGUUUUGAGCAACUCCUUCCUCAUGUGUGUUCCAAAGAUGAAGAUGAUGAUGAUGAUCCUCGUAAGUUGUUGGGUCUUGGAGGAGGGAUCGAUUCGGGUCCCGAAACGAGGCCUCCUCGACCUGACCCUGUGGAUUUGGAUGAUGCUGAGAAACAGAUGCCUUCAGCAGCAAUAGCUCGAUUAGGCAACACUGGAGGUAAGAAAGCUCAGAGGAAAGCAAGGAAGCAGCAGAUUGCAGAGGCUACAAGGCUGGCUAAGCUGCAAAAAGACAGAGAGCUUAAGGCUGCUGGAAUUUAUGAUGAUUUUCAGCAGCAUAGUAGGAAGAGAAAGAGGAAUCGAUAA